Molecule: messenger RNA, 633 nt
Organism: Dermacentor silvarum
Lineage: Eukaryota; Metazoa; Arthropoda; Arachnida; Ixodida; Ixodidae
Product: keratin-associated protein 21-1-like
Exons: 1
Coding region: 25-633 (202 amino acids)
Source: RefSeq, a predicted model, not a curated record
AUCGCCGUCCUUACGGGCCUCGUGAUGAGUGCCUACGCAGGCUUCGAUGGAGUCCUUGGUGGUGGCCUGGCAGGCGUUGGGGUUGGAGGCAGUGUGGUUCUUUUGAAUUCAGGAAAAGGAGUCGGAGUCGUCAAGUCUCUUCCUGGCCCAGCUUAUGUGGUCAAAAGCAUAGACCAUUUGCACAGAUUAGACAGCGGAAGUAACUUCGUGGUACCUGGCAGUGUCGGCGGCUUCGUCGAAGGUUUCGGAGGUGGCUACGGAGGAGGCUAUGGAGGUGGCUAUGGAGGCAGCUACGGAGGAGGCUAUGGAGGCGGCUACGGAGGAGGCUAUGGAGGAGGCUAUGGAGGAGGCUACGGGGGCGGCUACGGAGGCGGCUACGGAGGCGGCUACGGGGGCGGCUACGGAGGCGGCUACGGAGGCGGCUACGGAGCUGGCUUCGGCAAAGGCUUUGGUGGUGGUUAUGGCCGGGGCGCCGGCUACGGAGGUGGCUUCGGUGGAGGAUACGGGGGCGGCUUCGGCGGGGGAUACGGAGGCGGCUUCGGUGGAGGCUAUGGAGGAUGCUUUGGUGGUGGUUAUGGCGGUGGUUUCGGCGGCGGCUACAGCGGUCUCGGUGGCUACAGUUAUAAAGGGUAA